Messenger RNA from Schizophyllum commune H4-8, 1037 nucleotides. RefSeq lists its product as uncharacterized. Lineage: Eukaryota; Fungi; Basidiomycota; Agaricomycetes; Agaricales; Schizophyllaceae. The record is from RefSeq and is a predicted model, not a curated record. The transcript has a single exon. The coding region runs from base 108 to 824 and encodes 238 amino acids.
UGUCAGCUGGGCUCGUUCUCCCGCUCUCGCUCGACUCACAAGGGGCCGAAUGGCAGAGGUCGCCCUGAGGAACGUCGCGGACAUGGCUGGCGAGUCUGAGUGCGGGAAUGCGCGGGAGAGCGAACUUCGCACCCCGCUUCAUAAAUGACGACAAAGUGCGAAGGGCGAAGGGAUCAUUGCGCUCGAGCGUGUCUUGCGCGUAUGAGGCGAAGCGACGACCGGGUUUGGGCAGAAACCAAGCAACGCGCUCUCGAUCUGCAUCCCGCCGGGCGCCCAGAAACCCUCACGUUCCCAACUCCCGGCCCACCAGGCUGACGUCGACUGGACGCGCUGUCAGAGAUCACCGAUCGUGGGGGAACAGCAGCAAGCAGCAGCGCCACGUGGUCGCGCCUCAUCACACUCAAGUCACACAUCACACAGCUCGUCCUCAACCACCGUCCUCGUUUGCUCGCUACACGUUCCCCAACCCCGCCGCCUGCCCCUCCGCCCUUGGGACCGUUCGGCAAUUGCCGAAUCGCCCGUUUUUCGCGCGGGCAGGAGCUCCACCUCCCCUUUGCGCGCGCGAGCGGAGCGAGCGCUUAAGCUACGCGAUUUUCGCUAUUUUACGUGGCUACUUUCGCUCUCACAGCACCGUCCUCUCCCCCUCUCCCCCUCUCCCCCUCUCCUCCCCCUCUCCUCCCCCUCCCUCCCUCCUCCUCCCCCUUUCUCCCCUCCCUUUGCGGCGGGUGGGAGGGGCUCGGGGGAGGCGAGAUGUUAGCAAUAUCGGUAGAGCCAAGGCCACGUACCGCGCUUGCGCGGCGACCCGGCGCCAUCCUGCGCUCUGAAUUGGCUCAUUCUGCGCUGACCACGUCGCUGACUCACGACAGGUAAGCGGUCUCGCCUCUAGACUCACGACGAGUAGCCGCGACUCCGCGCUCGCGCGGGGACCCAACGCGAUUUUUCGACGUCGAGAUGGCCAUUUCGUCAGUCUCGGAGGCGACGCGAAGGGGCGUGAGGGAGUCUUGAUGUCGUCGAAGGGAGCUCGGGCGUCGCCGAGG